AUGUUUUUCACUUUAGCUCGACGGGAUCCAUCGAAGAGGCAAAUUAAACCGGUGAAUACCGAAACUCUUUUACUAGAUGAUCUCGAGGACGAAAGUGAUGCUGAAUAUGUAUACGAUGGGAAUGAUGAUGAUGUGAGUGAGGAUUCGGAGAGUAGCUCUGGGAAUGGGAAUGAGUCGUCCUCAUCAGAAUCUGGAUCAGAGGACGAUGACUCGGAUUCUUCGAUAAGGAUUAUCGGUGUAUCCCACGCCCCAAAUAUUUCCAAGGAUGAUCUUACCCUACACGAUGCAAUUAAUGUGCCUUCUGAGGCGUAUCCUGUCGAUCUACCUCACAAGAAUUCGGUGCUUGAUUCUAACAAGCCAGAGGCAUCCUCCAAAUUCUUAUCUAACCGAAUUUGCAUGCUUUGUCUUGGUGAACAAAGCAACCUAAAUGACGAAAUUAUUGAAUGUGAUGCAUGCAAAAUCGUCGUUCAUGAGGGCAAUGCCCAACGCGAAGGCUUGCUUGCUGAGCCAGCCUAUGAGGACAACCCAACCGACCCCUUUUUUGCUCAGUGUCGCCAGCACACGGAUAAGCAAGUAGCGAAGGUACGUCGUCGCAACUACCUCUCAGCCUACAAUCGAUGCCGUCUUUUGCGUCAAAUGUCUGAAAAGGAGAAAAAGGAUGCUUAUUCGAUGGAUGAACUGGAGGGAUUUACCGCAACAAACAAUGACCCAAAGAGCAAAUUUUUCCUUCUGGAUGACAGGCUUAAGGGGAAAUUGGAAUACUUCCGUCGCCUCUAUGAAGCUAUGCUUAACAAACGCGAAGUGCCUUAUACAAGACCUAACAAGGUGCCUCUCUUUCUGGAAAACUCUCCGGUGGCCAUGCGAAUGUUUAUGGCUAAAGCUAUGGCUUUAUCUCUCCCGAUUGAGUUAACAGGAAGUUCAGCUGUUACGGAGGCCUCCAAAUCACUGGCUCCUGGCUGUCCAGUGUUUUGCCCCGAUUUCAUUAGCUACGUGCUAGAGCGUGAGAAGAAGAUAGAAGAAUACUCCAAAAAGGUUUCCAGUCUUGAGUCUGUUCAGAGGGAGUUACAGUUAUCUGACGCCAAUAUAUCUCAAAAUUACAACAGUCUUUCAACUCGUCUCAUUGAAUUAAACGCGAGGAUAGCGGAUAAUCGGAACAAAGCCGUUAAAUUUCUGGAAUACUUAUCAAAAAUCUUACCGGGUAUUAAAGCAUCAGGUGAUAUGGCCGCUCUUCUAGCGCCACCAGAGGUAGUGGAAGUCCACAGCAGCAGCCUAACUGCUGACUCCACUGCAGUCACUUCUUUUGGUAAUGGUGGUGGUAGCGGCAGGGCAGCCACCAGUGAUCGAGUGCGCACUGUUUGCGGACCUUCGCGUCAGUCACGAAAACGCUGCCGCAAGGAGCGACAAUGCAGCGUUUGCAACGGCUAUAGAGAUCAGCAUUUGUUGACAAUUUGUGACACCUGCAAAAAGGCCUUCCACAUAGCCUGUCUUGAUCCACCUCUUACCCGCGUGCCAAAACAAAGCAAACUCUUUGCGUGGCAAUGUAGCAUGUGUACCGUUGCAGUUGUGACACCUGGGGACGCAGUAACUGUUGACGUGAACGCUCCCCGUCAGCUUCGUCGUACCACUGCUCCUUCCGUCCUCUCACUACCGCCGCCUCUCACUGCCGCCAUCACUCCUGCCUCUGCUGCCACCUCCGUCACCGUUGCCCCCACCACAGUCAAAGUCGGCGCCUCUGCUCCUACCGUGACUCCAUCAGCCCGUAGUAACCGCUCUUCCACCUCCACGCGAAGACGUGGAAAAAAUCGUUGUGUUCGUCUGGGUCGUCCACGCCGCGUGGAGGCAGAGGAGUACCCUUGCCAGAUGGACGCGCAGGAUGUGGUGCCUGCAGAGGCCUAUCCCACCACUGUGAUUCACAAUAGCACUCCUUUAGUGGAGGCCGGUUCGGAUGAUAUUGAAAUGCUUUCGGUGUCACAGCAGCUCAGAAAAGUUGGAUACGGGGAAGAGGGAGAUGGUGAUGAUGAUGCGGGGGAGGACGAGGGCAGCUACAGCAACAACGAUGAAGGUAGUGUUGUUGGCUCAGAGGAGUCGGAAGCACCUGAUGAUGAGGAAAAGAAGGUUUCUGUAGUGAAUACGCACGAGGACUUAAUGACCAAGCAGAACGCAUCGGAUGAUGAGUUGGCUUCCCUUCGAGGAUCAAAAGUAAAGUUUGUUCGGAUAAAAGAUCACGAGAGUCCCAGCGAAAGUCUUGUCGAUUCGGCUCCACAACGCUAUGUUAUCUGCCAGUCGCAAGAUUCAACGCCUAAGAAGUCACCGACAUCGAGCAACUUCAAAAUAAAAAUUCGCAAAUCGACUGACUCCUGA
Molecule: messenger RNA, 2361 nt
Organism: Echinococcus granulosus
Lineage: Eukaryota; Metazoa; Platyhelminthes; Cestoda; Cyclophyllidea; Taeniidae
Product: PHD finger protein
Exons: 13
Coding region: 1-2361 (786 amino acids)
Source: RefSeq, a predicted model, not a curated record